AUGUCGAUUUGGAUUCUUAAACCCCGACCGGGAUUUGAUUCGAGCUUCAAAUUAGAGUGUGGGGGAUAUCAAAUUUUCGAUGAAGAUGGAAAAAUAUGGGGAACUAAGGAGGAGGAAUACCGACCUGAGUUGAAACACGCUUUCUGGGGUAUCGUGGCCGACCAAGGUACCCAGAGUCAAGAUGAACCAGGUUACUUAAUUAAGGAUCCUAUUGGGUCUUCUGCCUGGAGCUUCGCUGGUAUUAAGGGAUCCCAGAUAAUCCUCCGUCCAGCACCCCCUAAUAAUCAGAAGACCCAUCCUUCACAGCUUUUCACCUUCAUUCCAGUGCUUUGA
Messenger RNA from Orbilia oligospora ATCC 24927, 333 nucleotides. RefSeq lists its product as uncharacterized. Lineage: Eukaryota; Fungi; Ascomycota; Orbiliomycetes; Orbiliales; Orbiliaceae. The transcript is spliced from 4 exons. The coding region runs from base 1 to 333 and encodes 110 amino acids. The record is from RefSeq and is a predicted model, not a curated record.